Molecule: messenger RNA, 626 nt
Organism: Archocentrus centrarchus (flier cichlid)
Lineage: Eukaryota; Metazoa; Chordata; Actinopteri; Cichliformes; Cichlidae
Product: C-C motif chemokine 20-like
Exons: 4
Coding region: 71-376 (101 amino acids)
Biological process (GO): immune response
Cellular component (GO): extracellular region
Molecular function (GO): chemokine activity
Source: RefSeq, a predicted model, not a curated record
UCUCUGACUCUACCUGAGAAGGCGAGACAGCUUCUUCACCAGGAUCACUGCUGCCAACACAAACAAAGACAUGGUGUCCGUCAAAGUUGUGGUGAUGGUGAUCGCACUUGUCACUAUUUGUCUGACUGCAAACACAUCGGCAGCUUAUCAUCUCUGCUGUCGAAGGUAUAUGACAGGCAGAUUACCAGGUUCAGCUAUCAUGGGGUACUCAGUCCAGACUGAUACAGAGUUGUGUCCCAUCAGUGCCAUCAUUUUCCACACAAAGAAGGGGAAAGCAUGUGCCAAUCCAGCUUUGAAGUGGGUGAUGGAUGCUGUUGAUCGUAUAAGGAAUAAAGCCCAGAAGGUCCAUCAGCACAGCUCACAGCAGCAGAAAUAGAUGAUCAUCUGAGCUUUUUAAGGAGACCGUGGAUGGCAGCUACAGCAAACACUUUUCUUUGCAGCCAGCGACUCUUCACUGUUUUAUAGUUGGUUAGCUCAGUUUUGAGGAGCCUGCUGUAAAUGUCACAUAUGUUGUUAAACAAUGCAGACAUCAGCUUAGUUUUAAGAGCUUUGUAUGAUAUUUAAAAUUUGUAUUCUUUGUUAAUUUAAGAUUUUGUUUUUGCGCAUGUAUAAAGUUGUGGAAUAAA